GAGCAGACUCCUGUUAUCGGAACUUCGAAUACCGAAACAGCUGACAGUCGCAUACAACGCUCCGUAUCGGUAGUACAGUUCCGUGCCGGAUCUCUACCUCUUUUAAUAAUGACAAUACUAACACCGAAUUUAGCAAUAACGUUAACGUUUAGUUCGUAAGACAGACUAUUUUCGAUUUUCGAGUGGACUUUUAGUCAUAAAAACGCGAUACAAUGGGCGAGAGGGAGAGGAUAGGCAAGAAUCCUAUCAGGGUUGGUUUCUACGAUAUUGAAAGAACGAUUGGAAAGGGUAAUUUCGCUGUUGUUAAACUCGCCAAGCAUAGGAUAACUAAAACUGAGGUUGCAAUUAAGAUAAUUGAUAAAAGCCAAUUGGAUGCCAGCAAUCUUCAGAAAGUAUAUAGGGAAGUUGAUAUAAUGAAGAGAUUAGAUCAUCCUCAUAUAAUCAAGCUGUACCAGGUAAUGGAAACAAAAAACAUGAUCUACUUGGUUUCGGAAUAUGCCAGUCAAGGAGAAAUUUUUGAUUACAUCGCUAGGUAUGGUCGGAUGACUGAGGACCAUUCAAGGAAUAAAUUUUGGCAAAUUUUGUCAGCUGUAGAAUACUGCCACAACCGUAAUAUAGUUCAUAGAGAUUUAAAGGCUGAAAAUCUUCUUUUAGAUUCAAAUAAUAAUAUAAAAAUAGCUGAUUUCGGAUUUUCCAAUUAUUAUACCGUCGGUGGUCAAUUAUCAACAUGGUGUGGAUCGCCCCCUUAUGCCGCACCUGAGGUUUUCGAAGGAAAAAAAUACGUCGGUCCGGAAAUUGAUAUAUGGAGCUUGGGUGUAGUUCUAUACGUUUUAGUAUGUGGAGCUCUACCAUUUGAUGGCUGUUCAUUACAAGCUCUUCGAGAUAGAGUUCUAUCCGGUAGAUUUAGAAUCCCAUAUUUUAUGAGUUCAGAUUGCGAGUCUCUUAUAAGAAAAAUGUUAGUAUUAGAACCGAAUAAGAGAUAUAGCAUUCAACAAAUUAAAAAACAUCGUUGGAUGCAAAUGGGCGUACUUCCCAUACUACCUCAUACAAUUAAAACUUCGAACGCUCAACCCAAUGAACAAAUUUUGAGACUCAUGCAGAGUUUGGGCAUUGACAGCACAAAAACAAGAGAGUCAUUACGCCUAGCUAGCUACGACCACCAUGCUGCCAUCUAUUAUCUCCUCCUAGACAAACUGAGAAGUCAGUUAGUAGGUGGUGAUAACCAAACAGGAGUUCGUGAAGCUCAAAGACGAAGACCGUCGAAUGUAGCUGAACAAGCGAUGAGGAAGAUCUGCCGAGCAAGUACCACAGAAGACUGUCGUAGAUUACUUCACAACACUUCUGCUGCUGCGCCCACUGCAAGCAACAGCAGAAUAUGCACUAAAGGAUCAAGAACCUGCGAUUCGCCUCCCUCGCACGGAAUAGACGCUGCUAAGUUAUUAGCAGCGACGAAUAGUGAGGACGCUUUGAAGAUUUUGAAUCAAGCUAGUACUAAAACUGUGUUUAGCAUGUGUAGCGAGGCAACUAAAUUAAUGUCUACUUUGCAGAUGUCUGCUAUACCGUCACCUUCUGUUGAUAAUACAGGUUUUAAAGAGUAUAACCAUCAAGGCCAUGGGAUACCAUAUUUAAAUGCUGGGAGCUGUCUACCAUCACUCGACAUUCUUGAAUCCAAAGGGUCCAUCGGGAGGUUUUCAACAAAUUAUAAAAGUGCAGAAAUUCAAACCCAAUACUCCAGUUCGACGGACGAAGGUGUUGAAACUGAUCUCGAAGAUCACCCACCUCGGUUAAGCUACACUUCAUCGAAUUCAUCAAGCGGCGUUAUGACCAAUUUCAAUACAUCGAAAAGUCUCAGUCAAAAUUUAAGCUGUGAUAGUAAUUUUGAAAGUUUGGAGUAUCCAUUAUCCGAAUCCAGCGAAUUAGCUAGUAGCUUACCUAGCUGCACCUCAACAGAAAAAAAACCCGAACCCGUGUUAACAUCAGCCAAUGCUCUGUCCACACACUAUUCGUUAACAACGAAACCGAUUUUUCAUAAGCAUAAUCCGCUAUCGCACAUAUCCAGCUUCAAAACGACUAGAGGAAUUACUAGAUCUCCUGUCGACUUCAGAGAGGGUAGAAGAGCUAGUGACGGACUAGUUGCUCAACAAGCAACAGAUACUGGUAAAGUGGUGGCGUUCAAUUCACAAAAGUUUACUGAGAAACGUAAAGCCAAAGGAGUAUUGGAUAUGCACCUAGUUCAACGCGAGAAUCAAAGACUGCAACCGCAACACCCAGUAACGGUAAGGGAAAUAUCCGAAGAGGUAACACCAAGACAAAAUCAAUACCUGCAACCGAGACCUAACAAACGAAUUAGUUUACCUGAUAACUUUAAUUAUACAAAUCCAGGAGUAGAAACUGUUCAACUGCAAACCGCCAUGCAACAUAGAUUACUACAACAAAAGAGACAAAUCCUACAAAAACAAUGCGCUCUAUCACACCAAACAACACCAGUGCCUACUUUAGACACAACUCAUUCGUUGUCAAGGCGACAAAUGUUGAGACAAGCAAGUUACAAAAUAGCUCAACAGCAACCCGUCUUACCGCCUUUACCUUUGUCGGAAAGCGAAAGCAAGGAUCUGAUGGCUUUUCAAGCUUUAGUGGAAGGUUCAGGAGAAACAUGGAGCGUUACUAAUAAUUGUCCAUUGUCCGAACCAGUAUCACUGCCAACGCCAUCUUGGCAAACUACGAGUGCUACUUGGAAUCAGGUACCCCAGCGUUUGUAGUGAGCAGUGUUCAGUUUUUAAACAUUAGAUUAGAAGAUAGAGAUACUAGUUUUCUACAAACAUCAACGGUUCACCAGAAUUAAAUUUUAUUAAUUAAUUGUUUAAUAAGACUAUAGGUACAUUUCUAUCUUCUAACAAAGUGAAUUUAGUGCUUAGUUCUAUAGGCAUUACGAAAGCUUUUUAAUUAGAAUAUCACAAAUACUUUGUUUUUUAAUUUCUUGUUUAUACUUUUGUUUUUGGUUGUAGUAGAUUCUUUUUAAAGACAAAAAUAAACUGGAAGAUUGGAAAGUUAAAAAUAAUGUUCGAACAAUAAUUUGUAAAGUUAAAACUCUAAGAUCAACUGCUACAACGGUUUGUAAAGUUUUUGUAACUCGAAUUGAUUAUGUAAUACGAAUAGAUUAUUCAGUAUUUAUUUUGGAAGAACUAAUGUUCAGCAAGAUGAUGUAUUGAACAAUAUACAAUAAUAAAGAUUGAAGGCGGUUAUUCACUAGGUGGUACCUGCUUGACCCUAGUUUAAGUACUGGUACUAGUAGUCAAUUUUGUAAAAUUUUGCGAUGAGUAGAUAUCAUUGUUAGUUCGGCGAGAAUGCAUGUCAUAUUGGUGGAAUUCGUUGAGUCAGAAAUAAUGAUACUAUUAAGGCUUUGGCAAGAUCAGUUAUAGCUUAUUCAAUUGAACUCCAUAGAGUAUUGUAGUUAUGCAAAAACUUGCCAUUUGUGUAUAUGCAAACCAAUUGUGUUUGCGUACAUUGACAUUUCUUUUACUUUGGGUGAAGUUUCAAAAUGUUGCGAUUUUAUUUCUUUAAAUUCGUUGUAGAAAUGCCUUUAAAAACUCCGAUGGGAUACGUUUCCAGGCAUCAUGGACCUUGUUUUUAUUUUUGCACAAAUAUGAAUUGUUUCAAUGCAAUUCUGAAUUUAAUGUGAAUAGUAUAUAGUAAAAUCGUAGGACUGAUAAACUAAAAUUGCGAAUAAUUAAAAAAAAUUAUAAUUUACAGAAAGUAUAAAAGUAACUUGUGUAAGUGUAAAUUAUUAUACAGAGUGUAUCACAUAAGAACCGAUACAGAGCAGAGGUGUAUAAAAGAGACCAAAACAAUGACAAUAGGGGACCAUUUACCUCUAUACCAAGUUGUAUUACUAACGAGCUAUAGGACCUCAAAGUGUGGUCCAAAAUUUCGAGAAAUUUAAUUUUUUCGUAACACUUUACUCUAUAAUACCAAACUGGUACUGAUACUCGUUUUUUUUAUUACCGACUUAUCGCACAGCAAAUAGUUUUGCUGGGAAACUUUCACCUCCACUGCGGGUUCCUAAGUCGCGGUGGGGUUGGACGGAUUGUAUGUCCUCUGUUAGUCGCUUUUAUCUGAACUCCGCUCAUUAAUCAUUAUGGCACCAUUAACAAAUAUUUCUUCAUAAUGAUGAGCUGCCUUUCUUGUGAUUCCUUCUUCUCUGUUUUGCUCCCUACGUCUCCCUUCCCCUGCUGCAUGCAGGGAUGAAGAGUUCGGGUCUAUCUAUUAUCUUCUAAUGUUGCUGUGUGUUUGGACCUCUUUGUUUACUGUCCUGUUCCUUUCUUUUUAGAAUUUUUUUCACCAUACUCUCAACAGCUUUCCAUUUAAAAUCUGCUUCCAUCAUGAUCUGCACUAUAUUUUCUGGUCGUAACUCAGCUCUUACUGUUAUUUCAGACAAGUUUCUAAUAUCCGCCCACGCAGGACAUUUGAAAAUUGUGUGCUCUGCAUUAUCUAUCUCCGAGCUACAGUAUAGGCAGAUGUCAUUUUCAGCUUUACCUAUUCUCCUAACAUAACUUUGGAAGGAGCCAUAGGCUGUCAUUGUUUGGGUCAAAUAGUAUCCAAUUUCACCACAGGAUCUCUCAUACCACGGCGUAAUAUCUGGUAGCAGUUUGUGAAGCCACACGUCCUUGUCGCUGGCGUUCCAUCUAUUUUGCCAUUUCUGUACCGUUUCUUUUCGAAGAGCCUUUUUCUCACCUGCUGUCAUUCCUAUCGCUCUCGAUCUCUCUUCAACUAGAAGAUCUAUAGGUAUUAUUCGUGCAAGUACUCUUGCAGCCUCGGUUGAGAUAGUACGAUAGCCCCUGCAUAUUCUCAGCGCUACUCUUCUUUGUACUCGGCUGGCUAAGGUGUUAUAUUUGUUAAUCUCUAGAACACUACCCCAGAUUGGAGCUGCGUAUAAAAGUAUAGAUUCCGCCACGCACCCCAGAAUCCUCCUUUUUGCUUCACAUGGGCCUCUCAUAUUAGGCAUUAGACGACUGAGAGCAGAAACUGUAACGUUCGCCUUGUUACUCACAUAUCUGAGGUGUUCAGUGAACUUGAGCCUUCUGUCUAUGAUUACACCUAGGUAUUUCAUAUGGUUCUUUGGGUGAAUGGCGAGUCCUCCGAUCUUAAGUUCUAUUGGGCCAUUACGUUUCUUCCCAACUAUCAUCACAGCUUCUGUUUUCUCUGGAGCUAUCUUAAGUCCAACUGACCUCAUCCAAGCUUCUAUUUCUUCCAGAGCAUCAUUACACCUUUCCAUUAGAACUUGUUCUGUUUUGGCUUUGAUCAUGACUGCGAGAUCAUCUGCAUAGGCCACUGUCGAUACUUCUUCCAUUAGCCCUAAGUUUAAAACCCCAUCAUAGAUAAUGUUCCACAGCAAAGGGCCCAUAACACUACCUUGUGGCACUCCAGCUGUAAUGGGUACCAUCUCAUCCUCCUCUAUACAGAGAGACCUGCUAGAAAGAUAACUGCUCACCAUUCUUAGGAUGUAAGGAGAUAUGUCCCUCCUCUCCAGUUCACCUAUUAUCUGCUGUCAGUCUGCUGUGUUAAACGCAUUUUGAACAUCCACUGUAACAAGUGCACACAAUUGUCUAUUUCUAAAGGUCUUCCGCAGCUCUUCUCUCGCAAAGUUGCAAACACUUUCUAUGGCAUUUACUGUAGACAUACCCUUUCGAAAACCAAAUUGCCUGUUGGAAAGAUUUUGCUUGUGUUCAAGCUCUUUGCGUAUCCUUUCUGAUAGUAAGUGUUCUAGGAGUUUCCCUAAGGUGUCCAGUAAGCAUAAGGGUCUAAAGGAUGAUGAGCUAGGCCCGUCCUUAUUAGGUUUCCGUAGUAGUACCAGCUCAGCCAUUUUCCAGCAAGUAGGGAAGAGGCCCUCUCUAAGAAACGUGUUGAACAUUUUCAGUAAGUAUUCGGGUGCUAGUUUGACUACCUCUGAAGGGAUGUCAUCUGGACCUGCCGCUUUACCUGGUUUCAAUUUAUUUGCUGCCUCUUUAAGUUCUUCUGUGGUGAACAGGUCAAAAGUUACAGCAACGUACUUCUUCCAAGUAACCUCUUGGUGCUGCGGGAAUAAAGCAUUUACCACUUCCUUCUUCUUUUCAGGAUCUAUUUUUGUGUAUACUGGGAUAUACUGAUACUCUUUAUGAAAAUGUUAAUGGCAUUAAUUAAUGGUGAGUAAAAAGCAAUCGAACCAUUCUGGGGGGUUAAUUAGAGGUGAGAUAAAUUUGAAAUUUCACAGAAGUUUUUUAUAUGUCAAUAGGUUUAAAAAAUUCUAUUUUCAUGCUAUGGAUAAUUUUAUUUAAUAAAACUUUGUCAUUUUCAAGUUAAAGACGAAAAAUCAAAGAUGUGUUUUCAAUAUUUUAUUAUAUUAUUUAUUAUUUAUUUAUAUUCCUAGUGAUUGAAACGUUAUAAUUUUUUCUCAUUCAGCGAACAAGAAAACUGAAGAAGAAGCGUGGAAGAACAUCAGAGAAGGUUUCGUAAUCAAGUGGUUAUUCACAAAUAAACAUUUUCUAAUAUUGAAAGAUAGGCUCAAGAAACUGGAAAGUGUUAAAAAUAAUGUUAAUCGAGAACAUACUAUUCAAAUGACUUUGCGAAAUAAAGAAUUUAUUUCGGAUACCAUUGACGCUCAACAGCAUUUUAGCACUAGAACAUAUCAAGCUCAAAAAGUGUGUCACCUCGAGAUUGGUUCAGCGAGUAAAUCUCUAAAAUCAACAAGGUAAUUAAAUGUUAAAAACUACAAGUAGAAACGAAUGGAAGGGUAUAGUGAAAAUGGCAUCAUGAAAAGUCGAGACAAUAUUGGCAAUUGGAAAAAUGGAGGAAAUUGCAAAAGAAAUGUUGAAAUAGAAAAUAGACAUAUUGGCACUUCAAGAUAUACAACGAAAGGGACUAUCACACAUAAGCAAAAAAUACUGUUAUAUUAUAGGGAAUGUAGACAAGGAAAGUAUGGUUUUAUGACAAAUUAUAAGUAAUAUGAAAAUAUUUAAUAUUUAUGCACCGACAGAGGAUGCAAAAGAUGAAGAUAGAGAUGAAAAAGAAACUGCUUGAGUUAUGUGAAUGAGUUGCAAGACAUGAUACAAUAAUUAUUAUAGGAGAUAUGAAUGCCAAAACAAGGAAAAUAAUACUAGUAUUGCGCGCAAGUACACCUUACAUGAAACAACUAUUUUAUCAUUAUUUGUUAUUAAUUCAACCGAAGAACUCAACAUGUAUAUUAGCAGCAAUAGUUUUAAGCAUAAGAAAGAUCAUAAAAUGACGUGGAUGAUACCAAAGACUACGAUAGGAAACCUAACAGAUCAUGUCUGAAUAACAAAAAGAAAAUUAAAGGUGAUACAAGAUGUAUGAUCAUAAAAAAAGCUAGAGACUGAUCAUCAUUUCAUAAUAAAAUGAAAUUGAGAAUGGUCAAUAUAAUGAAUAAGACAAUGCAGUGAAUUAAAUGUGUAGAAACUAAAAGAAAUGUGGACGACUACGGAGAAGAAAGAGAUUAAGAUUAACGUAAAAACUGCGGUAGAGGAAGUUUUUUGUAGAAAAGAUACAAGAAAUCAUAAUAAAUGAGUUGACCAGGAUUGUACCAUAAAAAUUAAAAAGAAAAAAGGAGCCGAAGUAAAAUGGCUUCGAACUAUGCAACAAUCAGAUUAUGAUUAAUAUAUACAAAUAACAAAAAAUAGCUAAUGAAAUGAAAACAAGGAUAAUUAAAUGAUAGAAAUAUGUCACUUUUAUACCACAUGUAGCUUGUCGGAUUGGCAACUUGUGUCCUUUGACCUGAAAAUAUUAGGUUUUCAUACCCAUUAUUCAAAACUAAUAAUUAGUUAUUACGAGACAAGUACUGCGUAGUGAGUGGCCGCUUUAGAAUUGUUCAAAGUAAUGAUAAAAAUCAUGAAAAUGAUUAGUUAUCACAUCACUUCUCCUCGUUUCUAGUUUAAAUAUAAGUGUGUGGUUAUUUUUAGUUUCUGAUACCAAUACUAUGUCAAUACCAUGCUUUUAAAAUAAGUUUGAAGGGAUAGUUUGAUAUGGAACUAACAGUUCGUUUACUGUCAAUAAAAGUACAAUACAGCAAAAUUUAUAUUGUAUAAACAAUUACCAUUUUAAGGUUGAUUUUGUUAUAAGAGUUUUUAUUAUUUGACGUGAUACGAUUGAUCCCCAUCCACAUUAAAUAACUCUCAUCCUACCAAACAUAUUUUCCUUAUUUUUGCAUUAUUAUCCUUUGAUAAGUUCCUUGACAAUCUUUAAUUUGCUCAUCGUUAAGCCGUCCGACAGUAAUGUACAAUAGCUUGAAUAUUUUCUAGGUAUACAGAAUUUAUGAGAAUAUGAACGACACAUUAUCUACUAAAAAAUUAUCCGUAUAAGUCUCUAGCAACCAUAAGGUAUUUUUUUAUUCGAUAUUUAAACCAGAUUGUUAUUUGGCCGUUGGGUUCUACGUUAUAUAUUACCUAUCUAUCUAUUCUUUAAAAACGGAUAUUACCAUUUAUUGAUAUUAGUUUAAAUUCAAAUAUCGCACUUUUAUUUCCAUGGUGCAACAUCUCAAAAA
Molecule: messenger RNA, 8530 nt
Organism: Diorhabda sublineata
Lineage: Eukaryota; Metazoa; Arthropoda; Insecta; Coleoptera; Chrysomelidae
Product: serine/threonine-protein kinase SIK2-like
Exons: 11
Coding region: 213-2759 (848 amino acids)
Biological process (GO): protein phosphorylation; intracellular signal transduction; microtubule cytoskeleton organization
Cellular component (GO): cytoplasm
Molecular function (GO): tau-protein kinase activity; protein serine/threonine kinase activity; ATP binding
Source: RefSeq, a predicted model, not a curated record